Molecule: messenger RNA, 1089 nt
Organism: Aspergillus melleus
Lineage: Eukaryota; Fungi; Ascomycota; Eurotiomycetes; Eurotiales; Aspergillaceae
Exons: 2
Coding region: 1-1089 (362 amino acids)
Source: RefSeq, a predicted model, not a curated record
AUGCCGGAAAAGCCUUUUCUUCAGGUUAUUGCGGCAGAGCAUGAGAGUUGCCCUGUCUGCCAUUCUCCGGGGUCCUAUCCAUGCGCGCUGGACCAUGACUGGAUAAAAACCCUGACGACGGCCUGCGAGCUUCAAAUCUCGCAAAGCACAGAUUCCCAGCUUUUACGGCUGCCAGGCGGAUUUUUCUGGGUCGCCCUCGCACAUGCUGCGCGCGCGGAAGGGGUUACAGCGAAAGAGUACCCUAGGCGCGACAGGCAGGCACCGCACAGAGAAGGAUAUCUCGAUUCCGUGGCGGCUAUAAUAGGGUCCUCCUCCCCCACGGGUCCUUCUUCAUCGGAGUACGAGAUUGAUCUAAAUGACGUGGACGAGGACGAACACGACGACCGCCGGAGUAAGCCCGAGGAGGUCACGGCCCACUUGCUUGUUAACUAUCUAUACUUUGCCCUUAAUCUCUGCCUCCUUCAGGAGUCCGACGGCCCAGGAGAGGUCCGAGUGCGAGUGGAGCGCAGAAAAGCCACUGUCCAGGUUCCUGGCAUGUACGAUUUCGCUGCUGAAGAUGAUGGUGGGAUAUCCUGGAUGGAUCGACAAGUUCAUGGCUGGAGGAUGGGUCUGCCAACCCUGGCCUUUCUCGAAGCUAAAAAAGCCUUCAAGACUAUUCAUAUCGAUGAGCGAACGGGAAGAGCCCAGCCUGUAGUCUCGAAUGAGACGCUCGCCCAGUACCUCGGUGAAGCAAUCGUAGCAUGGAGAGCAAACCAAAAGUUACAAAAAGAAGACGUGUUUCUUAUUGCCGGAACCAAUACAUUCUUGCGUUUCGUCCACUUCAAAUUCGGAGUGGACUACGCUGAAUACAUGAAUGCCACGAGCGAGACAGCACAGAGCAUUCUUGCAGCAAAUGAAGACAAAGACACGUUCAUCUAUAUGCAUAGCACAAAUUGGUUCAACCUUCAAUCACCUGGUGACAGAAAGUCUGCCCUAUAUCAUAUCCUCGCGCUCAUCAAGUGGCAAGACAGUCGGAACAAUCUAUUCAGCACUAUGGACGAUCAUGGUGAAGACGGGGACAGCAGUGAUGAGUCCAUGUGUAGUGAGUGA